Molecule: messenger RNA, 2363 nt
Organism: Myotis davidii
Lineage: Eukaryota; Metazoa; Chordata; Mammalia; Chiroptera; Vespertilionidae
Gene: BTRC
Product: beta-transducin repeat containing E3 ubiquitin protein ligase
Exons: 17
Coding region: 115-1998 (627 amino acids)
Molecular function (GO): protein dimerization activity
Source: RefSeq, a predicted model, not a curated record
UGAGAGAGGGCGGGGGGAAGGAAGAGGAGGCGGGAUCUGGGCGCUGCGUUGGCUGCGGUCUGGCAUCAAGGGGGCGGCCCUGGCGGAGUGCAGACCCAGGGGCCCUCGGAGAUUAUGGACCCGGCCGAGGCGGUGCUGCAGGAAAAAGCGCUCAAGUUUAUGGGUAAAUACCCAGAAGGGGAAUUGCUGGGUCAUAUGUGCUCUAUGCCCAGGUCUCUGUGGCUGGGCUGCUCCAGCCUGGCGGACAGCAUGCCUUCGCUGCGAUGCCUGUAUAACCCAGGGACUGGCGCACUCACAGCUUUCCAGAAUUCCUCAGAGAGAGAAGACUGUAAUAAUGGCGAACCCCCUAGGAAGAUAAUACCAGAGAAGAAUUCACUUAGACAGUGGCUGUACCAUUUUACAUUUCCAUUAACAACUUAUAACAGCUGUGCCAGACUCUGCUUAAACCAAGAAACAGUAUGUCUAGCAAGCACUGCUAUGAAGACUGAAAAUUGUGUGGCCAAAACAAAACUUGCCAAUGGCACUUCCAGUAUGAUUGUGCCCAAGCAACGGAAACUCUCGGCAAGCUAUGAGAAAGAAAAGGAACUGUGUGUCAAAUAUUUUGAGCAGUGGUCAGAGUCCGAUCAAGUGGAAUUUGUGGAACAUCUUAUAUCCCAAAUGUGUCAUUACCAACAUGGGCACAUAAACUCGUACCUUAAACCUAUGCUGCAGAGGGAUUUCAUAACUGCUCUGCCAGCUCGGGGUUUGGAUCACAUUGCUGAGAACAUUCUGUCAUAUCUGGAUGCCAAAUCACUAUGUGCUGCUGAACUCGUGUGCAAGGAAUGGUACCGAGUAACAUCUGAUGGCAUGUUAUGGAAAAAGCUCAUCGAGAGAAUGGUCAGGACAGAUUCUCUGUGGAGAGGCCUGGCCGAACGAAGAGGAUGGGGACAGUAUUUAUUCAAAAACAAACCUCCUGAUGGGAAUGCUCCUCCCAACUCUUUUUAUAGAGCACUUUAUCCUAAAAUUAUACAAGACAUUGAGACAAUAGAAUCUAAUUGGAGAUGUGGUAGACAUAGUUUACAGAGAAUCCACUGCCGAAGUGAAACCAGCAAAGGAGUUUACUGUCUGCAGUAUGAUGAUCAGAAGAUAGUAAGCGGCCUUCGAGACAACACUAUCAAGAUCUGGGAUAAAAGCACAUUGGAAUGCAAGAGAAUUCUCACAGGCCACACGGGUUCUGUCCUAUGUCUCCAGUAUGAUGAGAGGGUGAUUAUAACUGGAUCAUCGGAUUCUACAGUCAGGGUGUGGGAUGUAAAUACAGGUGAAAUGCUAAACACGUUGAUUCAUCAUUGUGAAGCAGUUCUGCACUUGCGUUUCAAUAAUGGCAUGAUGGUGACCUGCUCCAAAGACCGUUCCAUUGCUGUAUGGGAUAUGGCCUCCCCAACUGACAUCACCCUCCGGAGGGUGCUAGUCGGACACCGAGCUGCCGUCAAUGUUGUAGACUUUGAUGACAAGUACAUUGUUUCUGCAUCUGGAGAUAGGACUAUAAAGGUAUGGAACACUAGUACUUGUGAAUUUGUGAGGACCUUAAAUGGACACAAACGUGGCAUUGCCUGUUUGCAGUACAGAGACAGACUGGUCGUUAGUGGUUCAUCUGACAACACUAUCAGAUUAUGGGACAUAGAAUGUGGUGCAUGUUUACGUGUGUUAGAAGGCCAUGAGGAAUUGGUGCGCUGUAUUCGAUUUGAUAAUAAGAGGAUAGUCAGUGGGGCCUAUGAUGGGAAAAUUAAAGUGUGGGAUCUUGUAGCUGCUUUGGACCCCCGUGCUCCUGCAGGGACUCUUUGUCUACGGACUCUUGUGGAGCAUUCUGGAAGAGUUUUCCGACUCCAGUUUGAUGAAUUCCAGAUUGUCAGUAGUUCACACGAUGAUACAAUCCUCAUCUGGGACUUUCUAAAUGAUCCAACUGCCCAAGCUGAACCCCCCCGCUCCCCUUCUCGAACAUACACCUAUAUCUCCAGAUAAAUAAUCAUAUACUGACCUCAAACUUGCCCAGGAUCGUUAAAGUUGCGGCAUUUAACGUAUCCGCCAAUACCAGGAUGAACAACAACAGUAAUGAUCAAAACAUUACCCGCUGUCCCCGGACUAGCCGAGGAGUGGGGCUUUGAGACCCCUGUUGGGACACAGUGGUCUGCAGUCGACUCAGGAGAGUCUACUCAGCACAGCUGACUGCUUCCGUGCUGCUAUCAGAUGUCUUUUAUCUUUCGUGAAUGAUUAGAACUUUGAAACCUCACCUCACUUCCCCUCCUCCUUUCCCCUGUGCACCUGUUUUUUCCUCAUUUGGUUCCAGACAAAGAUGACUUAUAAAUAUAUUUAAUGUUUUGCCAGAA